Messenger RNA from Ictalurus furcatus (blue catfish), 3622 nucleotides. RefSeq lists its product as uncharacterized. The transcript is spliced from 5 exons. The record is from RefSeq and is a predicted model, not a curated record. The coding region runs from base 213 to 1097 and encodes 294 amino acids. NCBI's taxonomy places the organism in Eukaryota, Metazoa, Chordata, Actinopteri, Siluriformes, Ictaluridae.
AUAUAUCAGUAAAUAUUGGCUUUUAUGUCUUGCAGUCUUUAUGCUUCAAGUAUUAUAUUCAUUUUGGGGCUUUGUCACAUCUCGGUCUAUUUUUGAUCAUGUCACAUUCACUUCGUGUAAGCCGAGGGCGGUUUCCAGUUGAUUUGCGGAUCCUAAACUCGAGCAUUGUGAGCGGUGGCAUUUUGAAACAUUACACUUCAUCCUACUGAAAAAUGAUGUUUGCGAGUGUGUCCAUUCAUGUAAUGUGUUUGAUGGUGUUUUUCCAUCAAGGAAUCGGGGUUGAGGACGUAAGGAAUGUUAUGGGUUACAUCGGCGAGUCUGUUGUCUUGCCAUCAGAUGCUGAUCCCUCAUGGACGCUUAGUACAAUUCGUUGGACUAUCUAUGAAAACUUAACAAAUAUUGCAGUCUUUCAGAGCAAAAAAGUGAAUGUUGAACGUUUUCCCUUAUUCAGUGGACGCCUUGAGCUGAAUACGUCUUCAGGCCAUUUAACAAUUAAAAAUGUAUCAUCCAGAGAUGCUUUAAAAUACAGAGUGGAGCUGACAGACGGAAUACCCACUCGAAGAAAGACCAGUUUUGUUCAGCUUUCUGUUCAGGAGCGACUUGGUAAACCAAGCAUACGUCUGCUGCACAGUUUUCUGGAUUCAGGGUAUUGUGUGAUCUCUCUUGGCUGUUUAUCAAUGAACAGUAAAAUUUCUCUUUCUUGGGAACCUGAGCAUGGCUUCAGUGAGUCCUUCUGGAGCAGCGAUCAGGGAGAUUCUGGUGAAUCAGUGCUGUGGGCAUCUUUCACACCAAACCGGGUAGUAACCUUCUCCUGUACUGCUGAUGAUGACCGUCGCCAAGAAUCAUCCAACAAGAGUGUAACAUGUACAGAGCCAGAACCAAGAGGAAACAACACUCAGCCUGGAAGUACUCAACCAACCUGUAUAACGACAUCUGAAGUUUUCCCUAUAGGAUUCAUUGUAGGACUCGUUGUAGCAGUGUUUGGAGGAUUUCUUUAUAGAUGGUUGAUGAAAAUCUACCAGAAACACAAAGUCAAUAUUCUCUCUCUCUCUCUCUCUCUCUCUCUCAGAACAACCUUCAAGAUCUGGCUUUACUGAAACUUCAUCCAGGCAAAUCUGAACUGCUUUUCAUCCUCGCAUCAGUAUCUUGCAAUCUUCCUGGACAACUCUCUGAUGUCACAACAUCGGAAGGAUUCAACCAUUAUAUCCACACAGGCCACUCAAGUGCUUGUUCAGUCUCCUGUCAUUUUGAUACUGGACUACUAUUGCAACUCGCUCCUGGCAGGUCUGCCUCUGAGCUCCACUGGACCUCUGCAACUGGAUCAAACUUGAGAUGGUAUGCCAGAUCUAGGAACUACCUCUCUGGUCAAAGAAAAAAUUUAAUCACUGUACCAGCAGUCUUCUGAAUGCACUGCCUCCCUCCAUCUGCUAAACCUGUCUAUCACCAGGCGCUUAAACGGCCUUUCUGGCAUUGAUAUGUGCCCUCUUGAUACUGAUUUUCCCUUUCUGACAUUGUUUUGAGCACAAAUAUCACACUCAGAUUAUCAUCCACCGUUGCUUGUAAGUACAGAGAUCAUUCCUCUGGCUGUUUUAUCUUUCCCCUACCUUACCCCUCGCACACUGGUUAAAACCAUGGCCAUCUGAAAUACAUACAGUGCGAAGUGCAGUAGGUACAAUCAGAAUUCAAUUAACUAUUUGCUCGGUAUGUUAAAGUGGCGUUCCAAUGUUUUAUUCUAAAACCUCACUGCAUUCAAACAACUCCAAACAGAAGACACAAUCCAUGGGCAUAAGCAGAGUCAGUAUUUAUCUCUAUAUAUUAGCAAUUCUACCCUUAACCGGUUUGCACUCUGUAGUGAUGGCUUUUGAUUCAGCCACUUGGGCAGAGCAGGGUGCUCAUAAUGUUUGUGAAAUUUCAGACACAAAAUCUUUCAGAUAGAACAUCUAAAAAUUUCAAAUUUAAGCUCGAGGAAAUAUGAAUUUCGGCUAGGCAAUCGUGAGUGUUCUCAGAGACUGGCUCCACAGAAUUAAUUAGGCAACACAACUCUACAGUUGGUGUAUUAGACACACUAAUAGGUUUAAGAGUUACAUUUUGGGUGGCACAUCGAAUAACCUCGUAUCCUGUUCUUUCAAAAUAGAAAUGACCUGGUGUGAUGAGUGUAAGAUCAAUGUGUGAGAGAGCAAUUUUCCCAGUGAUCUGCACUACGAGAGCAGCUCCAUGGGAGCGUGCGAGGGAGUCUCUGACCACAGAGGAGUAAACCGCAGGGGAGUCCACAGCCCCUGAAGGAGACGCUCCCAGGUGUACUUCUGAUCUAGGAAUGUUAAGGGGAGUAACAGCCUUGAGCUCUCACAUGUAGGUACACUGGAAAAAGAGCUGAUCACAGUUCGACAACAGAAAAAUAAUAUCCUGUGGAGUGGAAUAGGUUACAGUACGGACAUCAGGCAGUAAUGGAGCUACUGGGAUGACUAGUUCAUUGAUUUUGCAACUUUUGUGUAAAAUGCUAUCUUCUUCCAGCCUUAAACAUUGGUUACUGGGUGGGUUGUAUUGCAGAACUUAUUACAGUUGUUAUCACAGCUUGCUGUAACAAUGCUAGACUAAGUGGGCAUGUUCCUUCAUCCUUUUCUGAGGAUGGAGGGUAUUGUUUACAGGACACAGGAUGACUAUACUUCACUUUAGCUUAAUACAGUGUAUAUGUUACUUGCUGUGCUUCAACCUUAUGUAGCCCAUAAUGUGCCAGGUAUGUUAGCGAGUUCAGGAUGAGGGAUGCCACCAUCACUGUCCAAUUUGGAAACUGGAGACAGACAACUGGGAACACGCAACUGCAAAACCCAUUAUUAAAUGUUCAAUUUAUGCAACAGAUCAAGGCCUAUUAAAAAUGGUGAAUACUUAUCAAGUGAUUUACUGUACACUGAUUUUAAUAAUGCAGAAAGCCAUUCAAAAUGAGGAGUUCAGUUUUUAACAUAUUAAGACUUCUGAUGGUUACAGAGCACUCAAAUUGUUCGAUAUAAACAAAUCACAAGGCCCUGUUUGUGUGGAAUCUGUUUGUGUGGAAUCUGUAUUUUUGAAUUUAGCAGCUGAUAUUAUUUCGUCUCCGUGAACUUAUCUUCUUGUUCCUUUAUUAAAUGAGGGAAAUCCCACUAUAUUAGAUCAUUAUAGUCCAAUCCCAAAGCUCUGUGUCCUAUCAAAAAUUUUAGAAAGCCUUAUCAAGUAUGAAAGCCUUAUGAAGUAAUCUCAGCUUAUCCAAUCAAAGGGACAACACCUUUCACAAAGGGGUCCUCCACUCUCACGUCCAGCCAAUCCGUCAAAUCCGUCACAUAGCUCCAGUCUGCUGUCUUUAAAAAUACAACCCCAAUUGGCAAAGAUUCAUUCAUAUCCCUUCCUGAGUUCCUUUCUCAAUAUCCUUCUGGUGAAUUAAAAACAAAACUCCUUUAGUCUAGGACUAUUUGUGAUGUACACUAACCUAACAUGUUAAUAUCCCAUCUGUGUUAUCGAGUGAUAAUCCCAAUAAUACAGAACUAACAAUACAGUAAAUGAGGUUGAGUUGAGAUCUAGACAUGUAUUUAAAGUUCUGGUUUCUUUUAUCCCACUAAUUUUUAUUCAAAACAACCUAGUGAAUUUGUUUUUA